Molecule: messenger RNA, 1659 nt
Organism: Babesia microti strain RI
Lineage: Eukaryota; Apicomplexa; Aconoidasida; Piroplasmida; Babesiidae
Exons: 4
Coding region: 1-1659 (552 amino acids)
Biological process (GO): transmembrane transport
Cellular component (GO): membrane
Molecular function (GO): transmembrane transporter activity
Source: RefSeq, a predicted model, not a curated record
AUGGUCAUUCUUAAUCCAAUUGAAUUGGAUCAUGAAGCUCCAAGAGAAACCAAUGCUAACGCAAGUGACAGCUCCAUUAUGCCCAAGCAAGCUGACCAUAUCACUAGGUCAUCACACUGCACUAAAUCUGUGAAAUUUUUGAUGAUUCAAGCCUUCAUCAUAUGUUACUACUGUAUGUGCAUUAGUGUGAUUAUCAAGAAACCACUCAGUGUCACUAAAGCUGCAUUGCACAAUGAUCUAAACCUUACAACUGUACAGCUUAGUCAUAUUGAUGGUUUUUUUUUGAUUUCAAGGGCAAUAGGUCAAUUGGUGAUUCCAUUUUUAGCUGCUGAAUUUUGUUGGAGAAGGUUUCUUUUUAACUGUUACAUCAUCAUAUCCAUGACACUAUUCAUCUUCCCUUUCUUUUCCUCCUUCUAUCAGUUUAUAUUUUUAUAUAGCAUUGUUGGAUUUUCUUCAUCGUAUUUUUAUCCCAUAAUUAUGAAUAAUUUAGUUACUUGGUUGCCCAAGAAGUUAUUGGUGAAGUUGUUACUAUUUUGGGUUACUUCUCAUAAUUUUGGUGCCAUUAUUGGAACAGUCUUAUGUACAAUGUCAAUCAGAUUGUUUGGCUGGAGAAGUUGCUUUAUCAUCAUUUCAUUUGUAGUUUUUAUCGCAGCGGUUUUAAUUCGCAACGUUUACGAAGACCCUGAUGUUAUAGUUAAUAUUGGGCAACAAAGUGACUCCAAUAACAAUAUUGAGCUUGAGCCAAUUGGCAGUGAAGUUGUUCCUAAUAAUCUUGAAUUUAUUGAUAUACCAAUUAAUGAUUCUAAAAAACAAAGCGUUUUUGAUAAAAUUCAUUCAUUUUUCACUUACUUAUUGAAACCUAUAAUUGGAAAUCGCAACACGGAUAAUGAUACAGAUGAUCUGGCUGCAGUGUCUACGAUUUGGAAGCAGGGCUCCAUUGCUAUUGUUCAGAGAUUUAAGAGUAUGUACACAUAUAUGGUGGAGAAUAAGGCCUUUUCUUCAAUUGACUUUGCAAAGUAUUCCAGACAAUAUAAAUCAAUAUUCACAACAUGUCCAAAAUUACUCCUACUAUGUAUAACAUAUUUUUUUAUCAAUCUAAUAAGUUAUUCUUACUUCUUUUGGCUUCCAUUUUAUUUAACCACUCAAUUGAAUUAUGAUUCAGAGUUGGCGGCUGAUUUAUCGAUGAUUUUUGAUUUUGGAGGAUUCCUUGGUAUUAUUUUGACAAGUUUGACAACAGAAUUCUUUCCUGCAAAACAUCGUAUUGCCGCUGGAUGGGUAUGGUGCAUUGCAACAUUCAUAUCAAUGACCUUAUUUGAAUAUUUUACUAAUUUUGGCAAGGCUUUUAUCAUCCUUGGUAUAGGCCUAGUGGGAAUCACAUCCACUGCCACGAUUUGCAUUAUUACUACCUUAUCUGUUUACGACAUUUUUAAAGAAUCAGGCCUAGAGGAAUCCUUGUUAUCAAUGACAUGCAGUAUACUCCUUUCAUUUGGUUCUGUUGGAGCAGUUUUACAAAGUUAUUUAACAACUUCCCUAGCCAAUAACUACGGCUGGAAUAGCGUAUUUUCCACAUUCUGCGCCAUGUCGUUUUUGUCUUCCAUUUUGAUGGUCUUGUUGCACUUAUUGGAGAAUAAUUCUCCUUCGAUCCCCCUGCCCAACUGA